UCUCCCAGGUAACUUUAUGGGCGCCCCCAUGAACCCUGAAACGGCAGAUUUCUACUUCCUCUCUGGGCAGCCAUCUCCACCCGUCAAUUAUACGGGUAGCUUCUUUAUCAAGACUGAGCAAUGCCAGGACCAAGAGUCCCUUUUCAGCUUGAUGUCAGGCAUCCUGGGCCUUUCCCCCUUCUCAGCUUCAGAGGCCCCCCAGAGGCCACCAGAGGCCAUCUACAGCAUCCCUGAAGCUAUACAGAACCACCUGGACCUCUAUUCCACAUGUCCACCUGAACUCAAUAUCUCUGUCCAGCCAUCCUUGGCUGACCAAGGUUAUCCCACCUUCGCCAGUCCAGAAAGCCUCCACCAGCAAGUCCAAACAUCUCCCGAAGGGCAAGCUUCUUCUCAUUGUCUCUUUAAUGAAAAGCUGAUGGAGAGUAAGCAGGAUAUUAAGCUCUCCUCCAUUUCUCCAUCUCUGGAGAAGUUCAAACCUCCUUGUUCCCAUUGGGACCCUCUGGGCCAACCUCAGAAUUAUCUGCCCUCAGAAUAUCCUUCUUCAGAGACCUUUCCUUCUUCAGAGACCAGCCAGACCGUGUUCCCCCAGCUGGCUCCAAAAACAGAGAACGUGCUGUCCGUCAGCUGCCAGUCAGAGCUCAGCUGCCUCUCAGAACAGCCGGGGUCCUUUGGGCAGAACCUGGAUUUCAGCUGCCAGCCGGACACCUUCCCCACACAGAGCCAAAUCCCCAGUGACUUUGCGGAAGCCAAAAUCGCCACUCUCCCCCACCCGCUCCUCCAAGACUUUGAACCGUCUUUAGCCCAGGCCGAGCUCAUGCCCAGCUUGAUAAACCCCGGCGACCAGAGGUUGCACAGCACCUCCUCUCCCUCAUCCCUGGUCUCCAUGGCGGACUUUCUUACUCACGCCCCCGGUUCCUCAGCAUCUGCUUUAGGACCCAGCAGGAAUGCCAGCGUCCUUCUGGAGCCAAAGAAGAGGCCCCGCAGAGGGAAAUGUUCCUCCAAAUGUUUCUGCCCUAAGCCCCACGAGAAGGCCUUUGCUUGCCCGGUGGAGAACUGCAUCCGGAGCUUUGCGAGGUCCGAUGAACUCAACCGGCAUCUUCGCAUCCACACCGGCCACAAGCCUUUCCAGUGCCGCAUCUGCCUGCGGAACUUCAGCCGCAGCGACCACCUGACCACCCAUAUCCGAACCCACACAGGGGAGAAGCCCUUCUCCUGUGAUGACUGUGGCCGCCGUUUUGCCCGGAGCGACGAGAAAAAGAGGCACAGCAAAGUCCACUUAAAGCAGAAAGCCAGGGCAGAGGAGAAGCUGAAAGGACUCGGGUUCUACACCGUCGGACUCUCCUUUGGGACCCUCUAAAAGCCUUUGGGGAAUCCACCAAGUCUUGGCUUUUUGCAGGAGAUCAAAGGUUUUUAGGGCACUUUGCUGGGAUACUCAGUUUGGGAAGCCCUCUUUCAAAUGGUUCCUUCUUACCGGAGAAAGAUGGGUAGCAGAAAUGAGCAUUUUGCCCUGCAUGAGCCUUCCCCAUUCUGGUUGAUUUCUUCUGCUGAAAGGGACCAGAGGAGAAGGCAUUCUCAAAAGUGAGCAAAUGAAAGGAAAGGAAGAGGAACGUCAGAUAAUGGCCUAGAGAGAGAUUGCUCUCAUUCCAUAUCCAAAUAUGGUGGAUCUCAGGUGAUGGAGUAAGUUAGCAGCUAAGCUGUUUCAGCACCACUGCUUCUGGACAGCUCCAGGCGGUCUGAUGCUCUGUUUCAGCACCUUCCAGCCAUGGACAGAUCUCGACUGAGCUCCGUGGGAGGGAAAAACAGUAUUUUCUUCCCCAAAACUGCUUCUGUAAUUAGCUUUAGUUAAUGAGAAAAGUGUCUGUAUAUCUAAAUAAUUGCCUGCAUUUUAUACAGGGAUGAAAGCAACUUGGCAGAUGCUACCAUUUUUAACACACUGAUCCCACUUUCCCUUUCAUAAGCACUUUAAUGGACCUUCCAGGAAAGAGGAUGGCUACUUUUCUUGUGUAUAAAAUUAGCACAAUUUAUUGCAUUGUUAAUGAUACAAGUUGCUGGAACUGACAGACUUUGGUAAAUGAAUGAAUUGUAUAUAAUUAAGAC
This is a messenger RNA of Pogona vitticeps (central bearded dragon), 2097 nucleotides long. It is a transcript of the gene EGR4, whose product is annotated as early growth response 4. The record is from RefSeq and is a predicted model, not a curated record. Gene Ontology annotation, molecular function: RNA polymerase II cis-regulatory region sequence-specific DNA binding; DNA-binding transcription factor activity, RNA polymerase II-specific. NCBI's taxonomy places the organism in Eukaryota, Metazoa, Chordata, Lepidosauria, Squamata, Agamidae. Gene Ontology annotation, biological process: regulation of transcription by RNA polymerase II.